Bombus pascuorum is the source of this 2963-nucleotide messenger RNA. It is a transcript of the gene Cog1, whose product is annotated as conserved oligomeric Golgi complex subunit 1. NCBI's taxonomy places the organism in Eukaryota, Metazoa, Arthropoda, Insecta, Hymenoptera, Apidae. The record is from RefSeq and is a predicted model, not a curated record. Gene Ontology annotation, cellular component: Golgi apparatus; COG complex. Bases 97 to 2814 code for a protein of 905 amino acids. The transcript has 9 exons. Gene Ontology annotation, biological process: intra-Golgi vesicle-mediated transport.
UUUGUAGAACGCUGGAGAUAAGAAUGCGAUGUAAAUAAGAGCCGAUUCCUUGCUACGUGGGAACAUCAAGAUACGUGGAGGAGAAUUGUCAAGAAAAUGACAACGAAUUACUUGGAUUUGGAUAUUAACAAAUUGUUCGAGGAGUACACGAUAAAGGAGAUCGAGGGGAUCCAGAAGAAGAUUCAACAUGAGAGUGACAGGAAAAAAAUCGAACUUAGAACUUUAGUUGGGGAAAGGUACCGUGAUCUUAUAUUGGCUGCAGACACAAUUGGGAAAAUGAAGAUAACUUCUGAGAGAGUUAUUUCAAGGAUAACUAACAUCGAGGACAAAUUUAGGGAAUUACAGAAAAAGUAUCUUAUUGGAUUUAAAAUAGAUUCAGUUCAGAAUGAAGAUGUUAGAAAUAUCGAAACAAGUCAGAAUUCUGUCAUCAUUCAAAUAAAAAUCUUGAUGGACAUACCCCAAUAUAUCUGGUCGAAUAUUGAAAACAAGGAUUUAUUAUUUGCUACACAAUUGUAUUUGGUAGCUCAACAUAUAAAUUAUAGCCUGUCAUUUGAAGUAGGAAAUACAGAUUUAGCACUUAAGUACCCAAUUGUGUCUAAGCAAUGGGAUGUUAUUAGUCAGUUCAAGAAUAUCAUAUUUACUGAAUGUAAUAAUGUGUUACAAUCAUUAAGUGUAGAAUCAGGGAGCAUAGCAAAUUGUCUGGCAGCACUUGUGUUGUUGAAUGGAUCUUCGUUCUCAGAUUUGUUGGAUAAAUUAAUAUCAUUGCGUAACCAUGCAGUUAAAUCCAUUGUUACAGACGAAAAUGACAACAGUGUUAAAAAGAAAAUAAAAUCAUGUAUUGAAAUAUUGAUUCAAACAAUUAGUUUAAUUUAUUCUUGCUUCAUAAAUUCAGAUGGAAAAUCAGGUGGUCUUGUUUCACAAUAUUUAACAAAAAUUCAAGAUCAAGAAGCAUACUCUUUGCUCUCCCAGUUGGACUUCAAUCAAGAAUUAUUAAAGGAAUUUCUUCCUCUUGUGACUAAACAGCACAAACCAUUUGUCUCAAACAGUUUCGAAAACUUUUGUAUACCAGAUCUUCAAAAAAGUAUCAAAUCUUGGCUGGAAUGGGUAGCUGAGUUUUGCAGUCGCGAGAUUACGAAACUUCUCGAUUUAAUAAUAUCCAUAAAAGGCUUGUAUUACGUUCGUGAAGAAGCUGUUAGCAUUAAUCUGCCUGAGAAUUGGAAUUUGAUAUGGGAGGAGCUUUCUCUUCCAAGAAUAACCUUCUGGGUAGAAUUCUUUCAACCUUUAAUAUCUCACAGAGUAAAACGUAUCAUAGACGACAAAUGGAUGGAAACUACUAUUGCGUUAAAAUCUGACAUAGUUGAACUGUUGGGCAAAGUAAUUCAUGAUAAAUUUGAGUAUCCAGAACACGAUUUGCGAUGGUUUAUCUGGAAAGACUCUCCAAGUGAUAUUCCUCAGAAGCUCACCAAAAAUGGUAGUCCAGAUAAUAAAAGAUCCCUAUUAAUGAAAACCAAAGGAUAUUCGCCGAAUAUUCUCAAAUUGUGCGAAAAUUUUGACUCAAAUUUACAUGCUUUGCUCGAAGAUCUUGAACAAUACUUGUAUGAAACAGAACGCGUAAUGUCUAUCAAGGACAAUUUAUUAUCUACAAAUAUAUAUUUAAUUUCGGAUUCAUUCUCUGAUCGCGCAGAGAUUCAAGAACAUUUGCAAACUGUCAGUAUCAGUAUGAUCGAAGAUUUUAUCAAUUUUGUGAAGACGUGUAUAAAUAAUAAGCCUGAAUAUGGUCAAUGUGAUAUAAACGCUGUUAUAACAGCAAGGUUUCUUUUAGCAUUGACGACGUUAAGUUCAAACUUAAAUAAAUGUUUCACACUCUCAAAAGUGUCAGGAUUGACCAUUACAAAUGCCAGAUGGCAGUCGGUUUGUGAUAAAUUGAAAGAAGAAAGCACUUUUGUUUGGUUGAUUUGGGCCAAAACCUAUAAAAAUAAGAUAAGUGAGCAUAGGGAAAGGUUUAUAUCUAAGGAAUCUCUAGAUGGUUAUCCAAUACAUUUAGUUAUAUCAGAAUGGGAGAAAGUGAUCAUCGAAGAGGACUCUGGAGAGGGGAGAAGAAUAAAGUCAGAAAUUUUAGUACCAUAUCAACCAUCUAUACAACUGCAGAAGUUUUUAACUGCUAUUAAUAAAGAUUUAAAUAAAGUAAUACCGCACACUCUUCCAAAGAAAGUGCUGUAUGAAAUGAUAGAGGACGUUGUGACAGAGUUAUUAAAUUAUUAUCUAACUGCACCUGGCAAUGCUAGACUUUCACAGAAGCAAGCCCUUCAAGUAUUAUUUGAUAUAAAGUAUUCUAGUCUGCUUAUGAUACCCCGUGAAAAUAAAAUUCUGUCAGAUUUAUCAACCAAAGCUUGUGACAGUGUGUUAUCAAAAAUCGAUCCAUUCGAUUACGAUGUUUUCAAUCCUUUCAUUCAUACUAACGUAAAGAAAAGUGUUCAAAGAUCACUGCUCAUACUAGGAAAUCUAGUACCUCAUUUGGAACAGUUACACACAAUUUUAGGAGCACGAAGCGAAUACAAUAACGCUGAAGGCGUGAAAUCAGAUUUGUCUUCAGUCCUGGCUUUAUGUACGGGAGCGCCAUGGUUCCCGCCUUUAACAGUAACAGCUCCGGCAAGAAAUUUGCCGCUUGUUACCGUACCCAUGCCAGAAAAGACACAGCGUAAAAAGACCACUAGCAAAGAAAAUACGAAAAGUGAUUCAGCUGGGGCUACGAUCAAAUCUGGUGCAGCGGCAUUUUUCGGAGCGAUGGGCUCGGAUUGGUUUGGUAGUAGUUAAAUUAUUUAUUUAAUUCGAUAUAAAAAUUGUAAAUAUUUUACUGUAUAUGUAUAUACACGCUAAGUAUAUUCAUGUAAAUACUAUAAUAUUGAAUUACCUUUUUGACAGUGUUGUCAGUAUUGAAUAAAAUAUUUUGUACAAUCUUUAAA